Molecule: messenger RNA, 546 nt
Organism: Closterium sp. Yama58-4
Lineage: Eukaryota; Viridiplantae; Streptophyta; Zygnematophyceae; Desmidiales; Closteriaceae
Source: the annotation of a GenBank genome assembly
AUGCUCCAUCUGGUCCCCUUUGAGUCAAAGAAUGCUCCCUACCUAACUCUUUCCCACCGCAGCAUUCUCAACAAGCUCACACCUGAGAUCAUUCUCAACAAGCUCACACCUGAGAUGUUCGAAUCGCUCUUCCAGCAGCUCCUGACAGCUGGCAUCAACACACCUGAGAUCCUCCAGGAGGUAAUUCUAUUAAUUUUUACCAAGGCAGUAGACGAACCCACCUUCUGCCCCAUGUACGCUGCCCUUUGCGAAAAACUUUCGCGAGCGCUGCCUGAGUUUCCGCCAUCCAAUGGGGCAGGCGGCGGUGGGGAAGAAGGCUCAGGGGCAGGAGGGGGUGAGCCGAUCUCCUUCCGCCGUGUGCUGCUGGGCACGUGUCAGGAGGAGUUUGAACGCGCUGCUAAGCAGAGGCUUCAGGAGGAGUUUGAACGCGCUGCCAAGCUGAGGCUCCAGUGGCUUGAGGAACCCGUGGUGCUGGGCGCGUGUCAGGAGGAGUUUGAACGCGCUGCGAAGCGGAGGAGACUGCAGAUGGGUGGGUGGGACCAGUAA